Molecule: messenger RNA, 1899 nt
Organism: Drosophila navojoa
Lineage: Eukaryota; Metazoa; Arthropoda; Insecta; Diptera; Drosophilidae
Gene: abs
Product: ATP-dependent RNA helicase abstrakt
Biological process (GO): mRNA splicing, via spliceosome
Molecular function (GO): ATP binding; RNA helicase activity; nucleic acid binding
Source: RefSeq, a predicted model, not a curated record
CAAUUCUAAAGGUUCCGUUCAUGUAGUUGAGUAAAUAUGAGUACACCUAUUAAACGUUACAGGCGUAGCUCCAAAUCGUCUGAUGAAGAAGAGAAGGAAGACAAUUAUGUGCCCUACGUUCCAGUUAAAGAACGGAAAAAGCAACAUUUGAUGAAACUAGGGCGCAUUGUUCAACUGGCCACAGAAACAACACAGCCGAAAUCUUCUAGCGAAAAUGAAAACGAAGAUGAUGCACAAGGUGCCCAAGAGGCAGAGACUUGGGGUCGCAAAUACAACAUCAGUUUGCUGGACCAACAUACAGAGCUUAAAAAAAUUGCGGAAGCCAAAAAGUUGAGCGCCGUGGAAAAACAGCUUCGUGAGGAGGAAAAGAUAAUGGAGAGCAUUGCGCAGCAGAAGGCACUGAUGGGUGUAGCGGAAUUGGCUAAAGGUAUACAGUAUGACGAACCGAUUAAGACAUCAUGGCGGCCACCGCGCUAUAUAGAGGCCAUGCCCGAGUCGGAGCGGCAGGCUAUACGUAAGCAGCUGAGAAUCUUGGUUGAAGGCGAGAAUGUUAGCCCUCCCAUUCGCAGCUUUCGUGAGAUGAAGUUUCACAAGGGCAUUCUCAAUGGUCUGGCUGCCAAGGGAAUUAAAAAGCCAACGCCCAUACAAGUGCAGGGCCUGCCAACUGUACUUGCUGGCCGCGAUUUGAUCGGCAUUGCCUUCACGGGCUCUGGCAAAACGCUGGUAUUUGUGUUGCCGAUUGUAAUGUUUGCUCUGGAACAGGAAUUCCGUCUGCCCUUCGAACGCAACGAGGGUCCGUACGGGCUCAUCAUAUGUCCGUCUCGUGAACUGGCCAAACAGACGCACGAAAUCAUUCAACAUUACAGUAAGCAUCUGCAGCUGUGCGGUAUGCCUGAGAUUCGCUCCUGCCUGGCAAUGGGCGGACUGCCAGUGUCUGAGGCGCUAGAUGUGAUAUCGCGUGGAGUGCACAUUGUGGUGGCCACUCCUGGGCGACUCAUGGACAUGCUGGACAAGAAGAUACUUACUUUGGACAUGUGUCGGUAUCUGUGCAUGGACGAGGCGGAUCGCAUGAUUGAUAUGGGCUUCGAGGAAGAUGUGCGUACUAUAUUCUCGUUCUUUAAGGGUCAGCGGCAGACGCUGCUCUUCUCUGCCACAAUGCCCAAGAAGAUUCAAAACUUUGCGCGUUCUGCACUUGUCAAACCAGUGACAAUCAACGUAGGACGUGCCGGUGCCGCCUCCAUGAAUGUCACGCAGCAAGUAGAGUAUGUGAAGCAGGAAGCCAAAGUGGUCUACCUACUGGAGUGCCUGCAAAAGACGGCUCCUCCAGUGCUUAUCUUUGCCGAGAAGAAACAAGACGUGGACACUAUACACGAAUAUCUACUGCUUAAGGGCGUCGAGGCUGUGGCCAUACACGGCGGCAAGGAUCAGGAGGAGCGUUCACGUGCGGUCGACGCAUAUCGGGUGGGCAAAAAAGAUGUUCUUGUUGCCACAGACGUGGCCUCCAAAGGCCUAGAUUUUCCCAAUGUUCAGCAUGUGAUCAAUUACGAUAUGCCCGACGAUAUCGAGAACUAUGUGCAUCGCAUUGGUCGAACAGGUCGCUCUAAUACCAAGGGAUUAGCGACUACACUGAUCAACAAGAUAACUGAGCAAUCUGUACUACUGGAUUUAAAGCACCUUCUCCUGGAAGCCAAGCAGGAGGUACCCGACUUUCUUGACGAACUGGCGCCUGAGGCGGAGCAUCAGCAUUUGGAUCUGGGCGACUCGCAUGGCUGCAGCUAUUGCGGUGGUCUUGGCCAUCGGAUAACCGAAUGCCCCAAAUUGGAGGCAGUGCAAAGCAAACAGGCCUCGAAUAUUGGAAGACGCGACUAUUUGUCCAAUACGGCUGCCGAUUACUAAAAA